Emericellopsis cladophorae is the source of this 1077-nucleotide messenger RNA. RefSeq lists its product as uncharacterized. Bases 1 to 1077 code for a protein of 358 amino acids. NCBI's taxonomy places the organism in Eukaryota, Fungi, Ascomycota, Sordariomycetes, Hypocreales, Bionectriaceae. The record is from RefSeq and is a predicted model, not a curated record. The transcript has 2 exons.
AUGGAGAACCGUAUUAUCCCUCAGCAGCAGGACCUCGCUCCUAUAGCCGGUCUCGACGCCCUGUCAGCCCAUCUUCAAGCCCUUUUGAGCGAUCAAUCUCUCGCGCCUGACUCAAAGCUCUGUAACGAUGUGGAAUUCCAACUCACCGACGCCAACACGCCCCCUCUGUUACCCAGACUACUGCCCAUUCUCCAGUCUCUCCUCGAAGUCGAGCGGCCCUCAGACCCCACGCCCCUCCUCACGCUCACCACCAAGCUGCUCGCCCCCUUGCCUUUUCGCCAGGUGGUUCCCGCCAUGAUGAGUGUCGAAGAUGUCCUCCGGUGCAUGGCGUCACCACUCGAGAGCGCAAAGAUGUUCGGUCUCGAGGUCAUUCACAAGGCAGCCUCUUCACCCGAGGACGCGGACACCUUGGCGUCCUUGGACAACGGGACGCUUGUAAGCCAUUUACUACACGUCUGGAUGCAGCCAAGCGAGUUGCCGGACGUCCCUGGAAAAGCGAGUCGCGUGCUACUGGACCUUCUCACUACAGACUGCAGUGUGUCCGUUACUUCUCCCAUGGUGAACGGCACCAACGGACACCCACCGGUUGGUAGCGGGCGACUGUGGCAUUUGUUCCUCACCCACGAGUCUUCAGCGUCGAUCGUGGUCGAGUACUGCACACCCUCUGAGGAUCGGGACGGGCGACAGACAUCGCUCUUGCAAGGCCGGCUGUUGCGGCUGUUGCCGCACCUCGCGUCGCUCAACCUUCCCAUGCUGACGUCCCACCCGCACCCAAGGUUACCAGAGCCGUUGCUACCGUGGGCAGCGUAUCACAUGGUGGAUAAGCAGGAUGUUCUGAUGGUUAUGAUGCUAGCGGACUUCUGGCAGCAUCUGGUCCUUGAGAUGCGCACGCACCGCAGUGAGGCGAAUGAUGCGAUCAUGAAGGAGCUGAUCCAGCGGGCCUGCGCAGAGGAAGAUGGCAAUGUGGGCGCCUAUGUCAGUGAUGGACUCAGAGGGUGGGAGGCGUGGAGCGAAAGGCCUGUCGAGGAAGACGACAUCAGGGACUUGGGGCGAUACGUACAAUACCUCCUAAGCUAG